Glarea lozoyensis ATCC 20868 is the source of this 2700-nucleotide messenger RNA. RefSeq lists its product as uncharacterized. The record is from RefSeq and is a predicted model, not a curated record. Lineage: Eukaryota; Fungi; Ascomycota; Leotiomycetes; Helotiales; Helotiaceae. Bases 1 to 2700 code for a protein of 899 amino acids. The transcript has 3 exons.
AUGGCGUCACUUCAUCCCAACAUCAAUGGGACCUUCAGUCCUACCACGCAACAGGAAUCAACCGGCGAUUCCAUGACUCUGUCUGCAAAGAGAAAACGCGACGAAACCAGCGAAAUUAAUCCUCACGCGAAUAGCAUCAAUAAUGUCCAGAGCACCGGACUGCCCACGGCCGCGUCCAUUGGAGAUACUCAAGCAAACCUGCGGGAUCUGAUUGAUGUUCUGAAAGACCUUGCACCAGUGUCUUCUUCUCGCGCCCUUACUGAUCGCGGCAUCAGAUUUGAUACAAUACCCUCAAUUCUUACGCGGCCCCUUCCUCCUCGCACUCCUUCAACAGAACCACAAGCCAAGCGGCAGAAAUCGGAUGAUGCUGCGGAUUCCCAGAGCACCAUCAUUGCGCGCGCUGCGUCUCAGGUGUAUCAGAGCUUCGAGGAUGUGAUCGAAGAUAUCGACCGGGCGGUGUCAGACAUCGAAGAAAAGAUGCAACUUCCGAACCCGUCUAAUAGGAACCAGUAUAUCCCAGCCACCGAAGCUCAGUCAGAACUAGCUUUGAACGUCUCUGCUUUUAGGAAACGAGCACAUGAAAUUGCCAGCAGCUCAGUUAACAGUGGUUAUGCUACGAAUGGCAAUGUGCCGGCUUCACCAAUCAAUGCCGGAGCUGGCGACGGGAAGAUGGUCCUCACUUUAUACGGAAACGCACCGGGUCCAAAGCAAUUAUUUUCCAGCUUCCAAAAGCCUCCAACUGUUGAUGCUAAAAACGCUGUACCACCAAUCCGAGAAGCUGGGUUGCCCAAUGGCAUAACGACGACAAAGAUCCUUGCCUUACAGUCGUCCAAUCUAGUGGAGCAAACUAAACAGAUCACCUUAGGAGACCUGUUUCCAUCUCCUGCUAAUCUGCCGCCGUUGCAGCCCCCCAAACCGUCAAAGAACUCAACUACCAGGUCCUCCAAUGUUGGAUGGUAUCAGCCCUCUCCAGUAGAACCAUUCUCCAGAAGCGGAGGCUAUUCUAAAGCACAACUUACGUGUGGCCAAUGGCUAGAUUAUAGCAACGCAUCUCCACCACAAAGCUCGAAGAAAAGACAACGCGAUCGAGCGAUGAGCCUUGGCGGCGCAAAGGCUCCAGUCCCAGAAAACAACGCCGCGGACUCCGAGACGGCAAGACAAGAAGCGUUGUUUAGGAGUGCCUAUUCCAGUUUCGCUCCUACGAAGGAUGAUUCUGCAGCUGUGGCACCUACUAGUGUUCUCGCGCGCCUAUGGUGGCAGCAGUCUGGAGAGCGCCAUUUCGAACGUCUUGUGGAAAAUGUGACAAACCUAGACUUAGCAAUUACAUCGAAGUCAGAGUCGCCCAUAGCCGCGACGGACGAUGAAGAAAUGAAGUCGUUCGAAGAAGCAGUUGAAAUCUAUGAGAAAGACGCUAUCGAUCCUAGCCUCGUCAGCCUCGAUCCGGCUGUCGAAAAGUCAGUUGAAGAGAAGGACGUGGAGGAGGUUCUCGAAGGUAUAUCCGAAUUGCUGGAAACGCUGAACUCCUAUCAAAGAAAUCGGCAUCUGUCACUUAAUCCAGCUGCUGGCCGACCUGGAAUUCUCUCAGCCCCGGAUACAUUGAGCCUUGGCACACCGUCUAAGCCAAGUGACUCUGAGCAAGCCACGUAUGAAAUGCUGAAGUCACAGCUAACAUUAAUGAUUUCAACCUUGCCUCCUUACGCUGUGUCCAAGCUUGAUCCCGACCGUCUGGCAGACCUCCGAAUCAGCACAAAGAUAGAAGUUCGCCUUGAUGAUUUUAGGGGUGUAAUGGAGGAGGACGAAACUGCUGCCAAAGUCAGAGCAGCCGCUACAGCUAACACCGCGUCCGUCGCUCGGGUUGUGCCGCCGACGACUCAUCGAAGUAGCUCGACCGCGCUGUAUGGCAAUCAGUAUUCUGCUCCACGUGCCCCAAGCACCCCAUCUCAUGGAUAUUACGGGGCCGCCCAAACCCCAGCACGAACUCAACAACAGAGCGUCCAGCGUGCACCAUCCGCUGGGCCUGUUUCUUACACGGCGCAACGACCUACCGCGCCUGCCCCAUUCCGUGGAAGCCAGCCAUACAAUAACGCUCCAGGUUAUGGACAGGCAACGCCUCGUCCAACUCAACAGUAUCCGUCGUCUGGCCAAACGCCAUAUUCGUCGACGCCAGUUGGUCAAUCAUAUAAUAUGCGACCAACCACGCACACUUAUCAAAACACACCUCAGCCGGUGCCACAGGCAGCAAUGAACGGGCGAGGCUAUACACCACAAUCAGUCUACCCUCAUCAAGCCCAGACUGCUCAGAAUGGGCAAAAUUACGGUUACAAUGCAACCCAAAACAUUGCUCGUCAAAGUUCACCUCAAACACCUAUGUAUAGCGCACAAACAUCGCACCUUCAGGGUCGCGGCUAUGCUACACCCGCUGCAUCUAAUCCACAAUUCAAUCGACAAUAUCUGCAAGCUCCUAUGGUAAAUGGAGGAACCCCGCAGCCGGCACUCAACGCGUACAAUCAACAUCAGAGCAGCAAUCCAACCGGAUACAAUACACAUUUGUCUCACCAGGAACAAUCGAACAUGAUAGAGCGCCAGAGGGCACAAAUGCAGGCGCAACAAGCCAGUCAGCAGCAAGUAAGAAAUACAGCACCAUCAUCUCUAGGGGGUCCGGCACAGGCUCAGUCGAAUGGUGUUGCUGCUGGGCAAUGA